AUGCCUUUCUCACAAAACUUCGCGUCGAAUAUGCUACAACGACGAGACGAUGACGAAACAGAAGAUGGUUGGUGCGAAUUCGCGACCAUUGAGGAUCAAUUUCUCUGGCCUGGUGAAGGCAAAACUUGGGUGCGUGGACAAACACAGAUGGUAGGCUGGGGAGCCGGGCGCGACAUCAACGGAACAUGGGGCGAAGGGAGCACCAAAGUCAAAAUGGAGUUGAGGUGGUGGACAGGAACAUAUGGCCCAGGCCCAGACGAUCUAAAACCCAUAGUGAUAUUUGACAACAAGACCUUUGACUAUCCUUCCUCUGACUGGAAACUAUGGAACCCCAACUGCACAGACACAUACAUGAACUACACUUGGACAAUACCUAUGGAUUUGGGCGUUGGCGACUCGAAAUUCACAAUGACGGUGUACGACGUGACGAAUCGCAGCGAUAUAAGCAUGUUGCAAAGUAAUUUAUUCUUCAUCAACGCGGAUAACGGAACAUCAACAGCAGAUUCAAAUGCUAGCACCUCAACACCAGAAUCUUCACAAGAAACAUCAGCCUCGACAGGACUUGCAACCGGUGCAAAAGCCGGCAUUGGCGCAGGCAUCGGCGUCUUGGCACUAAUUCUUCUUCUCGCCGGCUUCUUCCUCUACCGACGCAAGAAGCGACAAACAGCAAGCAUUGCCCCAACAGACGGGUUUGAAAAGCCAGAGUUGGAUGCAAAAUCGACUGGCAUUUCUGAAGUUGAUGGAAGCGGGAUAUCUCCGCACCAAGCUCUGGAUAACGCGAUAUACGAGGCACCCGGGGUUUUAGUCCAUGAGGCUCCAACUGGAAAGGAGCAGACGGUGGUGGAGAAGAUGAGAGCAGCUCGUCAGAUUAAUGAGGAACCGAUUGAGAUGCCGGCGGAUUCACCUAUGUCGUCGCCAAAGACAUCGCAGGACAGACUGAAUAGGACAUAG
Messenger RNA from Fusarium oxysporum Fo47, 951 nucleotides. RefSeq lists its product as uncharacterized. NCBI's taxonomy places the organism in Eukaryota, Fungi, Ascomycota, Sordariomycetes, Hypocreales, Nectriaceae. The coding region runs from base 1 to 951 and encodes 316 amino acids. The record is from RefSeq and is a predicted model, not a curated record. The transcript is spliced from 2 exons.